Colletotrichum karsti is the source of this 978-nucleotide messenger RNA. RefSeq names its product isoflavone reductase. Bases 1 to 978 code for a protein of 325 amino acids. The transcript has 4 exons. The record is from RefSeq and is a predicted model, not a curated record. Gene Ontology annotation, molecular function: oxidoreductase activity. Lineage: Eukaryota; Fungi; Ascomycota; Sordariomycetes; Glomerellales; Glomerellaceae.
AUGACACGAACAACCGUAGCCAUAGCCGGAGCCACAGGCGAAACAGGCCGCUCCAUAAUCGAAGCUCUCCUCGACGAUGCCGAGAACUUCGAAGUCACAGCCCUCGCCCGGCCCGCAUCCGCAAACAACCAAAAACACGAAGCCCUCCGCGCCCGAGGCGUGAAAGUCGUCGCGGCGGACCUCGCCGGCCCGGAAGAGGCCCUCGUCGCGGCGCUGUCCGGCAUCGACGUGGUCAUCGCCCCUCUCAGCGUCCCCUCCCUGAGGGACCAGAUCCCGCUGGCGCGAGCAGCCAAGAAAGCCGGCGUGAAGCGUUUCGUGCCCAGCGAGUUCGCCAUGGCGAUGCCUCCCAGGGGUAUUCACGAUGCGCAAGACGUGAAAACAGACGUCCUCGACGAGAUCAAACGCCUCCACCUCCCCUACACCGUGAUCAACGUGGGCUGGUGGUACGCGGGCUUCAUCCCGCGCCUCCCCUCCGGGCGAACCGCGCCGCACGUGCUCACAGCCUACAUCACGGGAGACAACCUGAUCCCGGGCGACGGCGAGGCCGUCUGCGCCGUGGUCGACACGCGGGACAUCGGCCGCUACGUCGCGCGCAUCAUCCGCGACCCCAGGACGCUGAAUAAGUGCGUGCUGGCGAGCGGGUUCGCGCACAGGAUGAACGAGCUUUACGACCUGGCGGAGGAGAUGUCGGGAGAAAAGAUCGAGAGGACCUACGUGUCUGCCGAGGACAUGGAGCGCAGGAUCCAAGACUACCGUCGGGCGAUUGCCGAAGGGGAGACGGACUUCAAGGUGACUGUGAAUCUGCUGAUGAUGCAGUACUUCCUUGCCGCGGGCGUCAGGCAGGAAAACAGCCCGGAGUAUGCGGAGUAUCUGGGGUACCUGCUCGCGACGGACCUGUAUCCGGAUUUCAACCCGAUCACAUUUCGAGAGGCAUUCCAAGAGAUACUCGAUGGCAAGGCGAGACCUGCCUACAGCUGA